AUCUAUAAUUCCUCAACACUAAAAGCACCACCCGGUGAGCUUACCCCAGCCUCACUACCCAUCUAUUUCUCUCAUUUAUAAUAAUAAGCAAAGCAAUAGAAAGAAACAACAAAGAGAAAGCCAAGAGAUCUCGUUACUCACCUCCUCCGUCUUCUUCUCGCUCUCCAAACCCUAACCCUAACCCUAGUUCUCCGAUGCCCGACGCACUCCCUUCCUGCUUCCUCGGCGGCGCACCGCCGGAAACCACCGCCGCAGGCCCGAUCAACACCACCUCCAUCUACGACACUCCUCUCGGCCUCGCCGCUCUCUCCUGGUCACGCACUCUCCUCGGUCUCUCCCUCCGAAUCGAUCUCUAUCUCCACGAAUCCACUGACCCCUUCACCGUCCGAGUCCGUCCAUGGCUUCUCUGGCGCCGUCGCGGGCGCCGCCGCAUCUCUCUUUCCAGCCCACAUCCUGGCCAUCUCCUCCUCCUCUCCUGGGACCUCUCCCGCGCCCGUUUCCCCUCUUCCGGCGGCCCCGAACCCUCCUCGUCGUUCUCCCUCUCAAUCUCCCUCGAUUCCCACCCACUCCUCAUCCUCGGCGACAUCCACCACCCUCCACCGCUGAUCUCCCGCCGCGACCUCGCCAUCGUCGGCGACACCAAGCCUUGCUACUCCACCACAGCCCACUUCGCCUCAAAAGAGCACGAGAUCUCCAUCUCCCUCGCCGGCAGCGGCAAAGACAAGGGCUUGAGCUUCGAGCUCGACGGCGAGAAGCUUCUACACGUGCGAAAGAUCCGUUGGAAGUUCAGGGGAAGCGAGCGUGUGGAUCUCGACGACGGUUAUCGGAUCCGGGUCUCAUGGGACCUUCAUCGCUGGUUCUUCGAAUCCGGAUCCGAAACCGACGAAACGGGUCGGGCCGUGUUCUUGAUCCGCUUCGAGGGUGGAUCCGAUAAGGAUGGGUAUUCCGGGAAGGAAGAAUUAUCAGGGGUAUUAUGGGACAAGGAGGGGCAUUUUGGGAAGGGGUUGUGUUGGAGUGAUGGUUUAGAGAAUGGGAAGAGUGGUAGUAGUAAAAGUAAGAAGAAGAAGAUGAAGAGCUUGUUGACGACGAGUUCAUCGUCGUCGUCGUCUUCAUCGUCGUCGGCGAGUGGGUCGUCGGCGGUGAUGGACUGGGCCAGCGCCGAGGAGGCUCAGUUGACCGGCGUGCAUGGCUUUUCUCUAUUGGUUUAUGCUCGCAAGUGUUAAUUUUUAUUUUUUUUAGGUACUUUUUUGCAAUUUUUUUUUGGGGGAGAUUAGUACUGACA
This is a messenger RNA of Dioscorea cayenensis subsp. rotundata (Guinea yam), 1282 nucleotides long. RefSeq lists its product as uncharacterized. The record is from RefSeq and is a predicted model, not a curated record. The coding region runs from base 195 to 1223 and encodes 342 amino acids. Lineage: Eukaryota; Viridiplantae; Streptophyta; Magnoliopsida; Dioscoreales; Dioscoreaceae. The transcript has a single exon.